GGGUGGCUUUUGUGUUAACGUAUUUUUCGCUCCAUCAAACGAAAGCAGAUUGGGAACGCGCUUUUGUGAAGAUAAAAAGUGGAUUUUUAAGAGUUUUUCCGUGAUUGGUGCCGCGAAUUGUGAAACAAUUUAGAGUUUAUGUGAUUUCGGAGCUCCGGAUGGUGGAAACAACUUGCGGAACGGUAUAAUUAGUUAUAUAUAAAGGCUACAGUCGACAUCCACCGGUGUGUCCAAACAAUGGAUGAUUCGGUCGUUGGAAUGGAUCCUUUGGACGAAAUCGAGCAAAAUGUAAUUCAGCAGGCACACGAAAUAACAACGGUCUCUGUCCGCCGGAUCCGGGAGCUGUGGACGGAAAUAUUCGACGAGCACAUCUGCCAGGACCACAUGAGCCGUUUGCCGGAGCACAUACAGACAUUUUUCGACGAAGUAUACGAGGAAAGCGAGGGACGAAAGCGGAAAAUCGUCGAAGCGAUCGAUGCUUUGCGGCGCGAAGCAAGCGAUCUCAAACGGCUGCUGCAGGAGGAUCCGGGUGAUUUGGAACCACUGCCGGGUACACCGCUGCACAUGAUCCAGAUCAGCUUGGAUCGGAGUUUAGAGUUUAUGCGCGAGAAACUGAAGCUGCGGCAUGAUCAGAUCGACGAGUACUUGUUCGAACAGGAGACACUAUGCGAAGAGCUGGGUGAGAUGCCAAGACAGCUGAAGAAAGAUCCCCUCCCAUCGGAAGCAGACAUUUGCGAGUUCCGAUCUUACUUGGAUAACCUGCGAGCCGAGAAGCUGCAACGGUUCGACGACAUUGCUGCCAUGCGUCGUGAGAUCAAACUAAUGAUGACCCAGCUGGAGAUUGUGCCUCAGUCGGAUCGGCAAGAGGAACUAAUAAACGCACGUAAUUUUCCUCCAACCAGAUACAAUCUCAACGAACUACGCCAUUUGCAUGAGAUGGUGCGAUCGCAGUCGGAAGAUUUGAAAGAGAAUAUCGACCGGAUUCGGGACAAAUUGCAAAAUUUAUGGACGUAUCUGGCAAUAAGCCCAUCCGUGGUUAAACGAUUCCAAAAGUACAACGACUAUAGCCAGACUACGUACGACAAGUUGUUUGCCGAGCUGGACCGGUGCGAGACGCUUCGGCGGGAGAAUAUUCAGGCAUUUGUAGAUCGCACCCGGGUCGAAAUCGUGCAAUGGUGGGACAAAUGCCUCAAAUCGGAUGAAGAGCGCUCGAGAUUUUCCACCUUCAAAAGCGAUGUUUAUAAUGAAGAUUUGCUUACAUUGCACGAGAUGGAGUUGAAUGAUUUGAAGGAGUUUUACCGGAACAACGAAAUCAUCUUCCAGCUUGUGGAACAACGGAAGGAAAUGUGGGAAAAGAUGAUGUCACUCGAGCAAAAGUCAAACGAUCCUUCCAGAUACAACAACCGAGGUGGUAAAUUACUUGAAGAGGAAAAAGAACGCAAACGGAUCAAUGUGCAGUUGCCGAAAAUCGAGCAUAAACUGUUGGAAGCUUGCAAGCGGUACGAAGACGAGAAUAAGCGUAAGUUUACCGUAUUUGGCGAAUGCAUAGAGGAAGUAAUCCGUGACCAGUGGAAGAAGCGCGAGGAGGGAAAACUGCAUUCCAGCGCUAGGAAAAAGGCAAAUCUGGCAACUCCGACGGCCGUCAAUCGGACGGCUUUAACGCGAACUCCCAAAACGGCUGAAGCCAUGGUCAAGCACACCAGCAUCAGUAGCCGGACGCGGACAGCGGUGGGACCAAGCGCAGAAGCUUCUAUUAAAAAUUCGGCCAGCAAGCUACUGUCCGCCUCGAAACUGUCAUCGGCUGGAAUCAAGAGGAAACUUCCAUCGCCGAAAACGGGCGCCGUCAAACGGUCUCUGCUGAAGGAUUUAAACAGCCCGAGGACAUUCCUUAAGCCUGGUUUGCCAGUGUCGGCAGGUAAAAACCGACUGCUACAGAAAUCACCCGGGAAAAUUCCUAGCAUUAAAGUGUACGACACGAAAAGUGGCCCAGUUGCAGCUCAGAAAAGGCGAUCGAGGCGGAAAUCUCGAACAAAAUCACGCCGCAGUGUUAACAAAGCCCGUCCGGAUAUUGUAAUCACGUCCAGCACGAACACCACAUUACAAUCGGAAUCGGUAUCGUACGAGCAUUUCGAGAAUUUCUUCGAGACCAACACCCCGAACCGAUCAUCUCUGAUGCCCGGUCGGGGGCAACUAGCUACAGCGGAAACCCGCGCCAACACCCGCCGACAAUACCGCAAUCAUGGAAUACCGCAGCUAAAUGCUACCGGAAACCCCCUAAGUACACCGUCCAAGAUUACAUUCCGGAAUCCGACGGCUUCGUCGACGAUGUUGGCCACUACUUUGCGAUCCCCGGCAGCAAGCAAUACCACCGCCAGCGGCAAGAAGCUCAUGUCCACGGCCAAGAAUUGUCCGAUAAUUUUCUAAGCUCGAAGCGUUGAUUGCAAAUCAGCUUUCGAUAGUGUGGCGCCCUCCGUUCAACGAACGUUCUGCAAGGGUUGGCAAUAUGUUAAAUGUUAUGUUGUUCUAAAGAUUUUUGCCCAUCCAGCAGUACAACACUCGAAACGAUAGUAGUAGCCGGUAAGUUAUUUAACGCAGUCCUUUUUUCGUACCGUUUUUAUCGAUUUACGUCCUUUUUUGUACCAUACGCAUAUUUUUUAGUUAUCUGAUUACAAGAGAAAAUAAUUAUUUUUAGUUAAUUUUUAACACGCUUGUGAUUUGAAUAAUUUUACGGCAAAUAAUAAUCAAUGAAUCGAAUAGUACAUGCAACAUUACGUAAAGCUCUCUGAAAUGAAAAAAAAAAAGAAAACUGCUUGAAAGGAUCUUUAGGAUAAAGUGGAACGGAUCUUAGAUCCAGUUCUCUGUACAAAGCUUAAAAUAAUAUAAAAUCGAUCUUCUGAUUAUUAAUAAAUUCAUAGUUUAACACAACAACGUCGAAACAAAA
Aedes albopictus (Asian tiger mosquito) is the source of this 2941-nucleotide messenger RNA. RefSeq names its product protein regulator of cytokinesis 1. Lineage: Eukaryota; Metazoa; Arthropoda; Insecta; Diptera; Culicidae. Gene Ontology annotation, molecular function: microtubule binding. Gene Ontology annotation, biological process: mitotic spindle midzone assembly; microtubule cytoskeleton organization. Gene Ontology annotation, cellular component: mitotic spindle midzone; spindle; cytoplasm. The record is from RefSeq and is a predicted model, not a curated record. The transcript has 5 exons. The coding region runs from base 238 to 2424 and encodes 728 amino acids.